This is a messenger RNA of Lachancea nothofagi CBS 11611, 3309 nucleotides long. NCBI's taxonomy places the organism in Eukaryota, Fungi, Ascomycota, Saccharomycetes, Saccharomycetales, Saccharomycetaceae. The record is from the annotation of a GenBank genome assembly.
AUGUCUAACUAUAUCGGAGACAAUCCGUAUAAUUCAAACACCUUUGGCAAAUCUCUGUCAUUAAGAGUUGACGGGGGAUUCAAGGCUGUUUCCAUAAGUCCAUCAGGUCGAGAUGCUGUUUUAGCUAGCCGACAAGGCCUGUACGUCGUAGAUUUAGAUGAUCCGUUCUCUGCACCUCGCUGGCUUCAUCAUAUUACGUCGUGGGAAGUAGCAGAUGUUCAAUGGUCACCGCAUCCGUCUAAACCCUCUUGGGUCGUCUCAACAUCGAACCAAAAAGCCCUAGUGUGGAAUCUCUCCAGGAGUUCUUCUGAUGCUAUCGAGCACGUCCUUCAUGGCCACUUCAGAGCUAUUUCGGACAUAAAUUUUCAUCCUCAGCACCCAGAAAUCCUGGCGACCUGCUCAAUCGACGCCUACGUGCAUUCAUGGGAUAUGCGCUCACCUCGAAGAGCUUACUAUAGUGCAAGCGUAUGGUCUGCUGGAGCAUCACAAGUGAAAUGGAACUUUCAAAACCCCAAUGUCAUGGCGUCUGCACACUCAAACGACAUUUAUAUUUGGGAUUUGAGGAAGGGCUGUAUACCAUUGCACGUACUCAAGGGCCAUGUCAACAGUGUCAAUAGUAUAGAUUUUAAUCGUGUCAACGAGACCGAGAUCAUGUCUUGUUCUAACGAUGGCACCGUUAAAUUCUGGGACUAUUCGAUAGAUAGUUGUGAACCACAACGUACUGUAGUCACAGACUUUCCCGUGGCUAGAGGACGGUACCUGCCCUUCGGUAAAGGCUUUUGCGUAAUGCCGGUUACAGGUGGCAAUAAUUCGAUAUACCUAUCAAGCAGCGUCACGGAUAGUGAUUCAGAGUCGGUAUCUAAGUUUCAGCCGAUUUAUAUUUUCAAAGGGCAUAGCGAUUGUGUUUCUGAUUUUCUGUGGAGAGUACGACAUAAUAAUAAUUCUGAUGUUGAUGAUCGAGAAUUUCAAUUAGUGACAUGGUCAAAAGAUUGUGAUCUCAGGCUAUGGCCUGUCCAUGAUUCAACCUACGAGAAAGUGAACUAUAAGAGAUUACAACCUCUGAAAACGCCACUUCCAGACCAUGAGUAUCGAACUUAUCGUCAAGAGCCUCAAGUUUCUCGAAAUUUAGCCAAUAAAUCGAGUCGAGUCGUGGAGCACUUUGUUACAAAAUCUGGUUCAGAAAGCUUCCGCGACAAAAAUAAGGUGAAUCACCUAGCAUGGGUUUCCGGUGUUCGGCUACAUCACGCAAAUUCACAACACAAUGUGUUUGAUCAAGAUAAGCUACAAAAUCUUGGUGAAGAAGUCAGUAUGGUUGGCCACAAGUUUCCAAAAAUUGUUUUUGAGAAGAUAUCUGUAUCCACGGGCACUUUGAUUUUGACAUUGAAUGGACCUUGGUCGGAACAAAGUCCAGAAGAUUUGGUUUUUCUAAGAAUUCAAGUAUCUUUCCCAUCCAGCUAUCCUCGCAAAGAAUGCGUCCCUCAUUUCAAGAUUGAAGAAAACCGGGAGUUGAGCGCCUCAAAAAUUGAGGAAAUAAACGAACAGCUCAGUAAGAUUUCUCGCAGAUAUGUAGAUUUGGAAAAAUACUGCCUCGAGCCAUGUUUGCGUUUUCUAUUGGGUGAGAAGAUUAACUUAGAUACGCUACUCGAAGAAGAGGAAUUGCUAAAUCUUGACGCUGUUGAUCAUGCAGAUUUGCAUGAUCUCUCGUCCUUGGAAAGUUCUGAUAUAAGAUCGGGUGCCAUUUCUGAAAUGUCGAGAACUUCGGAUGAAGAAGCUGGCGAUUUUGACAACAAGAGUAGCAACGAUGCGUUCGUCACUCGUUCGGCCAACAAUUUGGAUCUCGAUACUACUCCAAUUCCUAAAGGCUGUGGUGCAACAUGGACACCAUCCGGCCAGCUUGUUUGCUUUUUUCUCACGGAAGGAAAAGCAGAAAAGAAGCAGCAAAGCUUGUUAAGGCUAGGUCGGCGCAGUGCUACUGGAUUCAAGGAUAAUACGAAACCAGAACUUCUCUACGAUGAUGAAUCACAUACAGUUUCUAAGCGGCCUAAGCGUUACGUGGAGACACUUUCCGCGUCCUCCGCGCAGAAUAGUGAACCAGCCAAUUCAGCGAACGAGUCUGAUUCUGAAGAAAGCUCCGACAGUUUUGGAGACGAUUGGAAUGACAUUGUCCGUAGCGAUAUUACGUUAAGAACAAGAAUGCCUGUGUUUUCAAAUUUUAAGAAAACCUUAGCGUCUAUUCCGUCUGAUGGCGGAAAGAGCAAUGUAUCGGUGCCCAAGUCCAAGAACACGGUGAUAAUUCAAGACUUCAGUCAUUUAGUCGCUGAUAAGAAACAAUUGGCCCUUGAGUAUACUUUCAACGGCGAAUCCUUAGAAGCGGUCUGUAAGUACAACGCUCAGGUAGCGGAAACUCAUGAUUUUGAAGAUGUAGCUCAUUGCUGGCGAAUGAUAGCUAAUGUAUUAAUUGGUAGGGAAGAAAGGAAUGAUAACGGCUUUGGGUGGGACCCUCAAGCUUUGGGUGACCAGUGGUUUAUUAAAGAGACGAUGAAGUACUUCGAAAAACUGAAAAAUGUUCAGAUGUUGGCUAUGUUAAGCUGUAUAUUAAUGAGUCCGCCGCAGGGAAACGAUGAUACACAGGUGCCGAGAAAUAGGGGAGAGAAUAUUAUUACGUUUGAUAACGAUUUCCAUGGUAAUUCUGCGCGGUCCCACCAAGGCUCGGUGUCAUCUUCCGUGAAGUCUGAAGACUAUUUUUCCACACACCCUCCAGGAGGGAAAUUUUCGAAAUACAGGCCUUCCAAUGCUGGUCUACGCUCGGAAGUCAACAUGGCGCCUUCGCUACUACCUGAUAUUAAAAUCGAAAUAAUAAGGGACGAGGUGCUUGACCUCAUGGACGGACAAACUCCGCCCCUGCUUGACCCCCUUGACGAACAAAAAUAUAAGUCCUAUCGGUAUCAAUACGCUGAGCUGCUUUUCUAUUGGGGUCUGUUGAUAAACAGAGCCGAGCUUCUGCAUUUCAACAAUACUGGUGAUUUUUUUGCGAAUGAUUUGUGGCAUCACCCUACGGGCAGUGACCUAAACGGCUCUGAGCAGCAGAAGUAUACUGGGGUUUCUUACAAACUUGUAGCUAAUGGUGGAGAUAGUCGUUUGAACCGCAUUUGCAAUUACUGCGAACUAAAGGUUGACGGACGAGGCUUCGCAUGUGGGAACUGUCAGCAUAUCAUUCAUGCUACUUGUGCCAAGAAAUGGUGGGAAAUUAGCGAUGAUUGUCCUUCAGGAUGCGGCUGUCGAUGUGUUGAAAUGUUUGACGUUGUGUGA